AAGAACAUGUUUAAAACACCAAACGCACAAUGUUUUAUCUUCAACAUUUAGCAGAACUUCAGUUUUAGAAUGUAACAGUGAACUGGGAUCCAAUUUUCUCCACAAUGGAAAUAAAAACUGCAAAUGAAAAUAAUAUUUAGCAGCAUUAAGAAGGAGGAGACGAUACAGGAUCCUGACUAAACAUAGGGGUGUUGGAGGGUGAGAGCAGAAUGUCCUGAAAAAAAAAAAAGACAGUGAGAGAGCAGAAGUGGGUGUGUGUGUUAGUAUAUAAACCACCCUUCAUUCCCAUUGUUGGAGUCUGUUGGAGGGGUUUGAGUGAAUGCAUGUAUAUAUGUGGGAGUAUCUAACAGAAAAGCAGAGUGCUUGUUAGUGACCUUGCGGUGCAGUGGACUGACCACUUCUUAGGAUGGAUAAGUUGCUGGUGCUGAAUUUACUGGUGCUGGUGCUUUGCUCUGUAGGGAGAGUGAAAUCUUCCGCCUAUGACAAGAUAGUCUCUCACAGCCGCAUCCGGGCCAGGAAAGAGGGGCCUAAUGUGUGCGCUCUGCAGCAAGUCAUGGGAACCAACAAGAAGUACUUCAGCACUUGCAGGAACUGGUACAAAAAGUCCAUCUGUGGCAAGCCGGCCACAGUCUUAUACGACUGUUGUCCUGGUUACAUGAGGAUGGCGGGCCUGAAGGGAUGUCCUGCAGUGGCUCCCAUUGACCAUGUUUAUGGUACGCUGGGAGUUGUAAAGGCCACCGUCACUCAGCAAUAUGCCGAUGAGUCUAAAAUAAGGGAGAACAUCGAAGGCCCUGGCUCCUUUACUCUGUUUGCACCCAGCGACGAUGCCUGGAAACUACUGAGUUCUGAUGAACGGCUUAAACUGAGUGAAAAUGGAAAUCUGGAGAUGUUCAACAGUCUGAUGUUCCACACAGUGGAUGGUCGUCUUCUCACCAAAGACAUGAAGAACGGUUUGGUUGUUCCCUCCAUGUUGGAGAAUCAUAAGCUUUACAUCAACCAUUACUCAAAUGGGGUUGUUACGGUAAACUGUGCCAGAAUCAUCCACGGUAACCAGGUGGCUACAAAUGGUGUGGUGCAUGUCGUAGACCGCGUGAUCCCGAACGUUACGGACACAAUAAAGGACUUCCUGGAAAAAAGCGAAGAAUUCUUCUCUUUCACUACUGCUGCAUCUGCGGCAAAUUUGAUGGACAAGCUUGGAGAAGACGGUCACUUUACGUUGUUUGCUCCAACGGAUGAGGCCUUCGAUAAUCUGCCCCCUGGGUAUUUCGAAUCCAUCAUAGAAAACAACCCUGUCAUUACAGCGCUGGCGAAGUACCACCUGUUGAACAGCGUGCAGUGUGCUGAAGCGAUCAUGAUCGGAACCCUGUACGAGACCGAGGAAGGGAGCAGCAUUGAGAUCGGGUGCGAUGGAAAUAACAUCACUGUCAACGGCAUCAAAAUCGUGUCUAAGAAGGACAUCGUGACCUCCAAUGGUGUUAUUCAUGUCAUAAAUCAGGUGCUCAUUCCCGACUCAGCCAAGGACGCCAUUGAGCUGAUGGGAAAGUCUCAGAGCUCUUUCAAGAACUUCAUUUCUGAGCAGGGCAUAGUGUCUGCUCUGAAACCAAAUCUGGAGUAUACAUUUCUCGCUCCUCCCAACGAGGUCCUCGAAGCUGAGAUGACAUCACUCGAUCAGAGGGAUCUGAAGUUGCUUCUGGAAAACCACAUCCUGAAUCUUAAAGUGACUCUGAGUGAGAUGUACACGGGACAGCAGCUGGAAACGCUCUCCGGCAAGUUCAUCAGAGUCUUCAUUUACCGAACUGCGGUGUGUCUAGAAAACACAUGUAUGAAGCGUGGCAGCAAAGAAGGAAAAAACGGCGCCCUCCACCUGGUGGGGUCUCUUAUCAAAACAAGUGAUGAGACCGUUUACCAGAUCCUCAAAAAUAAAGGAGAGUUCAGCAUUUUCUUGUCGCUAAUGGAGACGGCAGGUCUGUACGACGUGUUGAAGGAGAAGGGCGCCCACACCAUCUUUGCCCCGACCGACGAAGCCUUUAAAGAUCUAACUGAAGAGGAUAUAGCUUUGCUGAAAAGUGAUCUCCCCUUUUUGAGAACCCUUCUUCUGUACCACAUCAGUGAUGGGAUCUUCGUCAGCGCAGGAUUGGAAAGAGGAGUUACCAAUAUGUUUAAAACGCUGCAAGGCCUCAAUCUGCAAGUUAAAAUUGUAAACAACUCUGUAAUUGUCAACACAGUAGAUGUGCCAGACAAUGACCUAAUGGCAACAAACGGCGUGGUCCACGUGGUGAAGAAUGUCCUCUAUCCUGCCAGCCUUCCUGUGGGCCGCGAGGACCUCAGGGUGCUGCUAAAGAAGCUGAUCAAGAACAUCGAGAUAAAGUUUGUUUUUGGAUUUACUUAUCCAGAGAUCCAAACUUUUGGCAGCAGUAGAACUUUCAAAAUCGUUUAUGAUGAUACAAAAACAAAAGAAUACACAUUCGAAACAAGGGUUAUAGAGUCUGCGCCUAAAAUGACCCAAGUAACCAGGAUUGUCGAGACAAAUCCCGCCACUAGCAAAGUAACCAGAGUCAUUAACCGCCAGCCAACCACCAAAGUCACAAGGAAAGUCAUUUCAGGUUCAGGUCCUGGUAGAAGGGUUUCCGAAAAGGUCAAGGUGAGGGGUGAAACAGACGGAACCAUAGAACUUGAGCCUCAAAUCAUUGAAGGCCCAGAUUUGUCAAAAAUUCUGUCAAUCCGCGAUAACCCCGGCCUAUUGAUGAAGGAGUCGAGCAAACUUACCGAUCUCAUUAGAGGUGGAGGUAAUUUUUCUGCUGCCAGGAGAGCUCCAGCUGGAAUAGUGAGAAGAAAGGUGGUCAGGAGUCCACUGAAGCCAAACGUGUGAAACCUGAGCGAUACAAGGAUCACGGCCGCCACAAAUACUGCGCCUGUAACUUCUCCCUCUCUGACGGAUUGACAAACUGGCCUAAAGCAGACAGAUUAUUGAAUCAUGGAUUGAUUUGGCUUUCAGUUCUGUAUUAUUCUCUUGAGCUUGAUGGUUUGUGGCUAUGCAGAAACAUUUGAGUGAUUUGUGUAAAAUAUGAACUUUAUUGUUGGGGAAAAAAGGAUUUAGAGGGUUAAAAGAAUGGUAUGUUUCUUUUUUAUGUUUUUUUUAUGUUCAUACAUGUGACCCUAUAGGCAGAGUGCAUGGUAACACCUUUCUUCUUACUUCUGUGCUUGCAUUCAAUAAAAUGAAUGACUUCAAAAAAUAUGACAAACAGUGGUUUGAUAUUAAGCUUUACUGUACUGAUGUAAAUUAUCACAAGAGAAAAUAAAAAAAGGUUAAAAAUGA
Messenger RNA from Oryzias melastigma (Indian medaka), 3316 nucleotides. RefSeq names its product periostin. The coding region runs from base 407 to 2869 and encodes 820 amino acids. Gene Ontology annotation, molecular function: protein binding. The record is from RefSeq and is a predicted model, not a curated record. NCBI's taxonomy places the organism in Eukaryota, Metazoa, Chordata, Actinopteri, Beloniformes, Adrianichthyidae. The transcript has 23 exons.